Condylura cristata (star-nosed mole) is the source of this 904-nucleotide messenger RNA. It is a transcript of the gene TMEM88, whose product is annotated as transmembrane protein 88. The coding region runs from base 15 to 494 and encodes 159 amino acids. Gene Ontology annotation, cellular component: plasma membrane. The transcript is spliced from 2 exons. Lineage: Eukaryota; Metazoa; Chordata; Mammalia; Eulipotyphla; Talpidae. Gene Ontology annotation, molecular function: PDZ domain binding. The record is from RefSeq and is a predicted model, not a curated record. Gene Ontology annotation, biological process: negative regulation of canonical Wnt signaling pathway.
GAGCCUGGCGGGAUAUGGCGGAUGUCCCCGUGGUGCAGCGACCGGUUCCCGGCUCCGGCCCGGAGCCCCGGGACCCCCUGGACUGCUGGGCCUGCGCUGUUCUAGUCACAGCCCAGAAUCUGCUGGUGGCUGCUUUCAACCUUCUCUUGCUGGCGCUGGUGCUGGGGACCAUCCUGCUACCCGCUGUCACCAUGCUAGGCUUCGGCUUCCUCUGCCACUCCCAGUUCCUGCGCUCCCAGGCACCCCCUUGCACCGCGCACCUACGGGACCCGGGCUUCACAGCCCUGCUGGUCACCGGAUUCCUACUCCUCGUGCCGCUGCUCGUGCUUGCCCUGGCCAGCUAUCGCCGCCUCUGCCUGCGCCUUCGCCUGGCCGACUGCCUCGUGCCCUACAGCCGGGCCCUCUAUCGGCGCCGGCGCGCCCCGCAGCAGCGGCAAAACCGGGCCUCACCAGCAUCCCAGGCCGUUCCCACAUCAGGAAAGGUCUGGGUCUGAGGACCCUCGCGUCAAGAACAGUACUGACGAUUGCCCUCCCUCCCAGCCGCCCAAGAACUUGAAACCCUGGAGUCUCCCGACCUUUCCUGCUCCUACCCCAGCCUAAGCUGGGUCCUUCCAUCGCCUUGGGAAGCAGGAGCAUCUGUGGACCCAAAGCUGGUGAAAAUUUGCCACACCCCAGAAAACCCACUUUGCUUACCACCGGUAUCUGAAUCCUGAACAUCUGGGCUGGACCCUGCCUGCACAUACACCCCCCACCCCCACCUUGUGAAUAGGACAACUGAACCUCGUGUCCUUUUCCAGUGCAGCUAGUAUUUACAGGCAGAGGGGCGAGAAGUGAAGGGGAAGGAGUGAUCUGCACAUAUCAAUAAAGAACUAAUGAACUGAACUGCGCUCCUGGGAUCCUGUGA